Messenger RNA from Triticum turgidum subsp. durum (durum wheat), 216 nucleotides. Lineage: Eukaryota; Viridiplantae; Streptophyta; Magnoliopsida; Poales; Poaceae. The record is from the annotation of a GenBank genome assembly.
AUGGGUGAUGUGUUUCCUGAGCUGAAGGACAAUGAAAAGAAGAUUAAAGCUAUUAUUAAAGAAGAGGAGGCAAGCUUUGAGAACACUCUAGCGAAGGGAUAUGAGAGAUUUAGGAAAGCUGCAGAUGCUGUCAAGGAGAAUGGCAGGGCAAUACUUAGUGGCCAGGCAAUAUUUGCACUACAUUAUUAUAGUCAAUCAUUUGUUUGCUGCAAGUAA